This is a messenger RNA of Falco peregrinus (peregrine falcon), 13574 nucleotides long. RefSeq names its product collagen type IX alpha 1 chain (gene COL9A1). The transcript has 38 exons. The coding region runs from base 132 to 2891 and encodes 919 amino acids. The record is from RefSeq and is a predicted model, not a curated record. Lineage: Eukaryota; Metazoa; Chordata; Aves; Falconiformes; Falconidae.
GCGCGGGGCAGGAGGAGGCGGCUGCACCCGUUGCCUCUCUCUUCUACAGGGCUAAUGAGAGGGAAGCAGGCGGUGUGACUUGUAUGCACCACGUAUUCACAUGAGCGGAGUGAGGAGAGCCAGCAGCAAAGAUGAAAAGCAACUGGAAAAUUACAGCUUUCUUUUGCAUGUGUAGUUUUCUGUGGUCUUUCAUCUCAGCCACGAUCCAGCAACAAUCAAGACUACCAGCCAUUCUGGGUGCCAGUCAGAGAACAGAUCUCUGCCCAACAAUCAGGAUUGGUCAAGACGACUUACCAGGCUUUGACCUGAUUUCUCAGUUCCAAAUAGAAAAAGCUGCUUCCCAAGGAAUUAUACAGAGAGUAGUGGGCUCCACUUCUUUACAAGUGGCUUAUAAAUUGGGACCCAAUGGAGACUUCAGGAUCCCAACCAGUGCCAUAUAUUCCAAUGGACUUCCCGAUGAAUAUUCCUUUCUAACUACUUUUCGGAUGACUGGCGCCACACUUCAGAAAUACUGGACUAUUUGGCAAAUUCAGGAUUCUUCAGGAAAAGAACAAGUGGCAGUGAAUCUUAAUGGUCAAAUGAAAAGUGUUGAGUUUUCUUAUAAAGGAGUGGAUGGACAUCUCCAAACUGCGUCAUUUUUGCAUUUGCCUUUCUUGUUUGACUCCCAGUGGCACAAGCUUAUGAUAAGUGUGGAAGCAAACAGUGUCACGCUUUUUAUUGACUGUAUUAAAAUAGAAACCUUAAACAUAAAACCAAAAGGGAAAAUCAGCAUUGAUGGCGUUGCUGUGCUUGGAAAACUUAAAAAUAAUCCUCAAAUUUCUGUUCCGUUCGAAAUCCAGUGGAUGGUGAUUCACUGCGACCCACUGCGACCCCAGCGUGAAGGCUGUGGUGAACUGCCAGCCCGGAUAAGCCAGACGGUAAUCGAGAGAGGUCUCCCUGGUCCACCAGGCCCCCCAGGUCCGCCCGGGCCGCCAGGAGUUCCCGGUAUUGAUGGCAUUGAUGGUGAGAGAGGUCCGAACGGCCCCCCCGGUCCUCCAGGUCCAGAUGGGGAUGCAGGCAAACCAGGAUCCCCUGGCCUGCCUGGAGAGCCAGGAGCUGAUGGAUUCACAGGACCUGAUGGCUCACGUGGAGCCACAGGGCCAAAGGGACAGAAGGGUGAGCCAGGACUGCCAGGUGCUCGUGGACUUCCAGGCAAGGGGCUCCUUGGACCACCUGGUCCAGCUGGGGCAGCAGGACUUCCUGGAGAAGUAGGUCGUUCUGGUCCACCUGGAGAUCCAGGAAAAAGGGGGCCACCAGGGCCACCAGGACCACCAGGUCCUCGGGGAACAAUUGGCCUGCAAGACGGUGACCUGUUGUGUCCCAAUGCAUGUCCACCUGGCCGCCCAGGACAUGCUGGCUUAAUGGGAAUGAAGGGACAGAAAGGUUCAAAAGGAGAGUCUGGUGAACCAGGAAAACAAGGUUAUAAGGGUGAAGAAGGGGACCAAGGACCCAGUGGUGAAGUGGGAGCUCAAGGCCUUCCAGGCAUCCUAGGUGUCCGAGGUAUAACUGGUAUAAUGGGACCUAAAGGUACCAAAGGAGCUCGUGGGCUUGAUGGUGAGCCUGGACCCCAAGGUCUUCCUGGUGCACCUGGAGAUCAAGGACAGAGAGGUUUACUAGGAGAGGCAGGUCCGAAGGGAGAAAGGGGUCCUCAAGGUACAAGAGGAAUAAAUGGUCUCCCUGGGCCAAAAGGAGAGCCUGGCUUACCAGGAGUCGAUGGCCGGGAAGGGAUCCCUGGAAUGCCUGGAGCAAAAGGUGAACCAGGAAAACCUGGAGCUCCAGGUGAUGCAGGGCUUCAGGGACUGCCAGGUUUACCAGGCUCUCCAGGUGUGAAAGGCAUUCCUGGCCCAAAGGGAAAUAGAGGUCCUCCUGGGGUGCCAGGUUUGAUGGGAAAUUCUGGUAAACAGGGUGAACGGGGCCCAGAGGGAGAAGUGGGUCCAACAGGACCUCGUGGACCACCAGGUAGCAGAGGGGAGCCAGGUCCUGCAGGUCCUCCAGGUUUACCAGGGAAAUGGGGUCCCCAGGGUGAUAUUGGACUUCCUGGACUGCCAGGUCCUCCAGGCCUACCUGGUAGUAAGGGUGACCGGGGUUCGGUGGGUGAACCGGGACCUAAGGGUGAACAAGGUGCACCUGGAGCAGAAGGAGAUGGAGGAGAAAAGGGUGACUUAGGUGAUAUGGGACUACCAGGAGCAAAGGGAGCUGUUGGUAAUCCUGGAGACCCUGGUUCCCGUGGGCCUGAGGGAAGUCGGGGACUGCCGGGCAUGGAAGGGCCACGAGGCUCACCUGGACCACGAGGCUUGCAGGGUGAACAGGGUGCCCCAGGUCUGCCUGGCAGCCAAGGUCCAGCUGGAAAAGAACCAACUGAUCAGCACAUUAAGCAGGUUUGCAUGAGAGUUAUGCAAGAACAACUGGCUCAGCUGGCAGCCAGUCUUAGGAGGCCAGAAUUUGGUGCUCCAGGUCUUCCUGGCCGACCGGGGCCACCAGGUGCUCCAGGCCCUGCUGGUGAAAAUGGCUUCCCAGGACAGCUUGGGCCCCGUGGCUUGCCUGGCCUUAAAGGCCCCCCCGGUGAGAUUGGUCGUAAAGGUCCUAAAGGUGAACCAGGAGAAAGAGGAGAAAGAGGAUUUCCAGGCAGAGGACUGAAGGGUUACCCUGGACCAAGAGGUCUUCCAGGUGAACCAGGCAAAGCCAGUUACGGCAGGGAAGGCCGCGAUGGUGAACGAGGUCCCCCUGGGAUGGCUGGUCAGCCUGGGGUUCCUGGCCCUCCUGGGCCUCCUGGCCCUCCUGGGUACUGCGAGCCCUCAUCUUGCAGAGUGCAGGCUGGACAGAGAGCUGGGAAGAACAUGAAAGGGCCGUGAAUGGGCACCACAAGUGCCACGAAGUGUCAGCAUCAAUUUACUUCCUGCACAGACAGCUGAGGAAAAAGAAAUACAAACAAGGAGACACCUUUCAACCAAGGUUUUGGUAAAGCGUUUUUAACACAGUGUUGUACAUGCUUUCUAAAGAUGUACUUAGCAACACAAGCUGGAACAAUGGUGCUUACAGAAAUACACAGGUGAUGCCUUCUGGCUCUUUCUCCUUUUUGAGGAAGGGGGCGGGGGGGUGGGGGAAGGCACUUGUCUCUUUUUAUGUUUACUUUUUUUUAAUAAAGAGUCUCUGUGAUUUCUCCUCCUCCCCUGCUUAAUUCCUAUGUAUGAUGUACAGUGAAAUAACGUGUCUUCAGCCAUCAAAUAAAAAAGGAAGAGUUUAUUUACGUCAGUUGUAGCUAUUCUUUUACGCUUGUAAAGUAAAUUCCAGGGCACUCCUGAGCAAAUCACACUUCAUACACAGUCUUUUCAUUGUAUGUACGUCCUGUACAGGAUAUGCUAUGCCUCCUUCAGCUCUUCAGUUGCAGAACCACAGUUGGGAGGCUGUUCUUAUGAAAACCUGCCACCCCUGAUGCCUUUUAUGCUGUAAAUCUCUGUACAGGUAUGAUCCCCGGGUUCUAAUGAAUAAGCCAUGUGGAAUAACCUCUUCACCUUCCACUCCAAUUUGUGUUGCAUUCAUAGUUUCGUACAAAGCCUAUUCCAGCUUGCCUCCUUCUAUGUGAAAUUAAAAUAAAAGGCUAGUAGCCACUGUCAAGGGAAUUUUAAGUCCCAGAAAUACAGAAGUUUUAUAGUAGAGAUUACAGAUCUUGAAGUAAUGUCUGUGGUUAUACAAAACCCAAUAAAUGUUUUAACUCCCUAUAUGCUUUUGUAUGUAUGGUUACAUUCAAUACCAGUAAAACAGAACAGCUAGAAGACAGCCAUUAGACAUCCCAAGUUGUCUUUUAUAGAUAAAGUCAAUUUUUAGAGGAAAAUGUGCAAUGUGGAUAUUUUGUUUCUCUCUGUAUAAAUUAAACUAUUUGUGGUUUUGACUUUACCUUCUCUGAAGUGUAUUCUCUCUCUAAGACAACAAUGAAACCAUCCUGUGAUGUUUCCUUUCAUUUUGCUAUUAGUCAUCCAAGUUUUCAAACACAAACUUUGGCACGCCUGCUUUAAGCAUCGAGUUUUCCCCUAGCCCUCAGUUGUCUGCUUAUGUUCAAAAUAGUUGACUUGCAUGCCAUGUGAGAAUAUAAAAGAAAUAACAGGAUUAGUUGAGCUAUGCAUUUUACAUGUAAUGUACAAGACAACACUAAAGGGAAAGGUACUGGUAUAAUACAUGCUUUAAAAGGAAUUAUCGAAAGAAGUAAUAGAUAAGCCUUCCUGAAACUAAACCUGAUGCUCUACCUGCACCCAAAGAGCUACUUCUCUAGCACCUCCUGUGUUGACAGAAAAUGCCUAAAUAGAGAUCACUUGGGAGAAAAAUGUCUGAUAAAGCUGCCUGCUAAAAGAAAGUAUAUUUGCACAUUUAUUAGAAACUUUUGAGAAUGAGUUAAAUGGAUUAAUCUUGGUAAUCUUUUUAUACCCCUUGCACAGUCCAGUAUUUUAAAUGAUAAAAUACAAAAGGUGGAAUCUUUACAAAUUAAGUUUUAUCUUACAGGUGCCUACCGCUCUCUUGAUUGGUUCCACAGAAGCAGCACUGGGUGAGAUAUCAGGGAAAAGAUGGAGGAAUAAAACAGGCAUAAAGAAAUGUGCCAUCCUGCCCAGAGAUGCUGGGCACAGCUCGAGACAGAAUGGUUUUUCUGCACCUCCAGUUUGGCUGAACUCUUGUAACCGACAUCCCCUACGUUAAUAUUACAAGAAGCCAUCAGAAUAGAUGAGUGCAAAGGAUUUCACUCAAACAAAUCCAGACAACUGCAUACAAGGUGAUUAGCUUGUUCACAUAAUAUAUAUAUAUAUAUAUAUAAAGCUGAUCUCUAAAGUUUUAGAAUUAGGUCAGUUAGUUUACUGACAGCAAACAAAAAGUUAGUGGUAAUGACAAAGUGUAGUUUCACCAGCAAACUUUUAUUUUGACUAUAAAGUGUGUAAAAGUGUUAAAAAGAAAAAAACCCUGAUAACAGAAAGAAAAUAUUAUUUUCCAUAGGUAAUGCAUAAACGUAAUGAAUCAAAAGAAGCAAACCCCCCCCGACGUUCAAAUACAAAUGUGAAGUGCUUUAAAAAAUACAGUCUGAAAAAUGCAUAAAGUUUCACAAUGGAAAGGAACUCAUGUAGGAGAGAAAACAUUCAUAUGUAAAAACCAAAUAAGAAUUAUUACAAUCAAACAAAUUCAACACUGAGGGUCAAUUCAAUGCAGAAUCUAUAUAAGUGGAUAGUUUAAAUUGUGACAGAUCUUCUGCCAUCAAGCUGACUUGAGACUUUUAACUUAAAAUACAGAACCGAAGAAGAAAUCCUCAGGCUCAUUGUAAGUCAUUAUGGGACAUAUUGGUUAAUCUAAGUAUUUACCAAUUCCAAAUCUUGUGCAAGAGUGGAAAAAAUUUUAUCUGAAGAAGUGCAGACCAUACACCAAAAAAUAUCAAGAAUGACGUUUUUAGCAACAACACAUUCAAGUGAAGAUUUGGAAAAUAAAGACAGGAUUAUGAAUUUAAAAGGAAGGUGUAUCAACUAUGGUGAUACAGAAAAAAAUAGUGCUAGUUUAAAUAAAUAUAUUUAGAAGGCACAAAGCAAAGAGACUGAGAGGCUUCACAACCCAUGGGCAGCGUGCCGCCCAUUCUGACCAGAUGCUCCUGGAAUCCCAGUGAAGUCCCAAGUAAAUCUUGUUCUCAUCUCUUUCUGGUUCAACAUCAUAAAAUGCUAUAAGAUUUUUUUUUUUAAUAAAAGACUAUUUAUUGAAAAGAUUUUUGAAUAAAAAUCACUUUUACCCAUCAGGAUCUCUGUCACCACUCCUAGUUCUGGAGUUUUAAUUGCACCAUGAUAAAUACAUGUUUUAGCUCCUCAGUUACUUAGGCAUAGGCAGGACCAAGAGAAAAAUGUUUUAAUAACUGUCCUCAAAACGACAACCAGUUCAUAGAAUCGUUUAGGUUGGAAAAGACUUAAGAUCACCGAGUCCAACUGCUAACCUAACACUGCCAACUCCACCACUGAACCAUGUCCCUAAGCACCACACCUACACGUCUUUUAAAUACCUCCAGGGAAGGUGACUCAACUGGGCAUGGGAAGCUAUCACGGAUGGCUUCCCUGGGCAGCCUCUUCCAGUGCUUGACAGCCCUUUCAGUCAAGAGAUUUUUCCUAAUAUCCAACCUAAAAAUCCCCCGACGCAACUUGAGGCCAUUUCCUCUUGCCCGAUUGCUUGCUACCUGGGAGAAGAGACUGACACCCACCUGCCUACAGCCUCCUGUCAGGUAGCUGUGGAGAGCAAUGAAGACCCCUUUGAAUCUCCUCCAGGCUAAACGACCCCAGUUCCCUCAGCCGCUCCUCAUAACAUUUGUGCUCCAGACUUCACCAGCUCAUUGAUAAAGAUACUGAACAGAGCUGGCCCCACGCUGAGCCCUGGGGAACACCACUUGUGACCAGCCGCCAUCUGGAUGUAACUCCACCACUACUCUGGGCUUGGCCAGCCAGCCAGCUUCUUACCCAGCAAAGAGCACACCCAUCCAAGCCUUGAGCACCAGUUUCUCCAGGUAAAUGCUGUGGGUGAUGGUGUCAAAGGCUUUGCUAAGGUCCAGGUAGACAACACCAACAGCCUUUCCCAUCCUCUAGGUGGGUCACCUUGUCAUAGAAGGAGAUCAGGUGAGUCAGGCAGGACCUGCCUCUCACAAACCCCUGCUGGCUGGGGCUGGUCACCUGGCUGUCUUGGAUGUGCCAUGUGACGACACUCCAGGUGAUCUGCUCCAUAACCUGCCCUGGCACCAAGGCCAGGCUGACAGACCUGUAGUUCCCUGGAUCUUCCUUCUGGUCCUUCUUGUAGACGGGCGGCGCAUUUGCCAACUUCCAGUCAACUGGGACCUCCCCAGGUAGCCAGGACUGCUGACAAAUGAUGGAGAGCGGCUUGGUGAGCACCUCCCCCAGCGCCCUCAGUACACUGAGCGACACAAUCCGAUCUGAUUUUUUAAAAUGGUGACUGCAGUGCUUUCCCUACUAGGCUAGUAAUAAGUAUUAGUAACACUGCUGCUGAAUACUGCAGUAAGAAAAAUACAUAUGUUCUACAUCUAUGCAUUACAUCUAUAGAGAGAGUUUAUAUAUAAGCUUUUCAUCACAGCCAUCACUGGGUUCAAGCAAUCUAGUAUGAACUGCUGCCAAAAACCCCUCUUGUGAAUGUUUCACAAAGGCCAAAGUGUCUUUGUAGCCAAAGGAGCUCUACAGCACAAUUUGGAAGUCCUAAAUGAGGCAAGAAAGCAAGGCUAGGGAGGGUUACGCUAGAUUUUACCCAGAGCCAAACACCAAUCUACACCAAAUUUCUUCUUCCUUCAAAAGGGGAAAGUGUCAAGACAUGGUACUUUCAAGGUUACCUGAAAGACCGAGUGAACAAGAAACCUCAGUUUCUGAGACAGCAGUGUUGGUUCCUCCUAGCAGAGCACGACAGUUGCGCUUCAUGUACAAAUGCUUCAUGUACACGCCGCAUUUUUGCAAAUGUUUUUGAAUUGCUCAGAUCAUUGGGUGAAGUGUGUUUGCUUGACUUGCUCAUCACUGUAUUACUAUUUGGCCGCGUAGCCUCUGCUUCCUUUAUACUUAAAAUACAGUCACUGCAUCUCUUCUGCUCAUGGGCCAGAGGUAAAGCAGAAAGGUCUCAGUUUUGCAGGCCAUGUUCCUCCCAUCUGCUUUGUUACAGCUUCAGUUUUAUUCCUCUUCCCUCAAACCAUUGUUUUACUGUUCUGUUUUGCCUGUGGCACAUGCAUUCAAAGGGACUAGUAAAAACUGUGGCAGCUUUAGACAAUACAUGAAGCAAGCUUGCUGAAGCCACUAUAAAAUUUGAAGAAAGAUGAUCAAGUGAUCACCUAACAACCUUUAAAAUGCCAUUGACAUGAGAGUUCUCUUUUUUUUUUUUUCUCCUGGGAGAGUUAGGCAGCAAGAGAACAAUGAAAGUACCUAGUUACCCGAAGUGAAAUAGUUCAGUAAAUUGUUUCUUGAAUAAAAGUGAUUACCUCAUAUUCAGGUGGGAAAGUUACCUGCAUCUGAUUCAGAGAAUACAAUAACUUCCAUAAAUAUUAUAUAUAUAGAUAGAUAGAUUAAGGACAAGGUUUUUGACUUCUUUUCUCCCCUCCAGACUGUAGAGCCCUAAGUUUCACCAGCCUGCAGGAAGCACAACCCUGACGCUGGUGUGGUCAACGCCUUCCCCCGAAUUCAGCCGCCCCAGGAUGGCAGCCCGGUGCCAAACACUCCCCAGGGCUCGCUGCCAUGGCUUUGUGCCUCUCCUCUCUCUCAUUUGCAAUUGCAUCCUCCCUCACAUGAUUUGACAUGGAAGGAAAGGUUGUCAUCUCUGACAGCGCCACAAACAGAAAGAAUGUGAAACAUUUCCAUCUGGAAUCCUAUUUCAUAAACACAAAAAGCAAUUUUCUAUCCACUUAAUACAUUUCCAUUGAACCGAACCUUAAAUGUUGCAAACCAAAAAUAUAUUGAAGAAGCCGUACUGUAAUUCAUUCAGUGACAGCUGCGUAUCAUUCAGAAACGAAAGAAAACAAUAAAAUAAGGUAUGUCAUUGAAAAUCCUUCAAAUAUACUGACUGGAGACAGAAUAUAUUUACAUUGAAACUGCAGUAAAUAAUUAAAAGCAUUUGUGUUUAUAGAACAGCAGACUCGGAGAUAAAACUGCUAAAAGACAUGUAGACUACAUGCUUUUUAGCUAUAAACUUAUUUUGGUCUAGAAUCUGUAACAUUUGUUAGCAAUUAACAUUUCUUUAAGGUUUCAUGAAGCUUGAGUUUUCCACUUAAACACCCACCAAGGCAAGGUCACGGUUAAAAUUGUUCUCUGUGGCCUACACCCACUUAAGUGCAUGGAGAUGGAUUUAAGCACCCAUCCAGUACAGUCUAGUUGUAGUGGGCAUUACAGAUUUCACAGAAAAAUUGUGUGUCUUGGCACAUCCAAAAUCUAACAAAACACGAUAUAAAAAAACGCAAAUCAAAAAUUUUUUGAUUCCUGAGAUACUUCUCAUGUUCUAACAUGUCACAUUAGAGCAGUGGUUCUACUGCAUCGGCAAAAUGUAAGCUUAGGGGCUGGCUUUACUUAGUAUAUUUGGAGAAAACAAGUUUAUAAAACACUAGUUUAGUCCAUGGGGUUUUUACAAGACUUUCAUGUAAACAUUACAGAAAAAGAAGAAAAAAAAUUGAGUGUACGCUGACAAGAAAAAUAGUGUUUUACCCUUGUGAAAAACAAGCAGCGCCAAAAUAUUUUGUGUGAUUAUCCAUUAAUUUAAAAAAUACGCUUAUUUAAUAAAGCUGUGCAUAUCUAACAUUUGUCAUAAGCCACAAUCAUAAAGCACGAAGGAUGGAUGAUACAGUCAAUCCUGUUUUCAUAUCAUAGCGCUCUUCUGGCACUGAAACCAAAUCCAGUUUAAGACAGAACUAUUGGUUCUUAAAACGUUACUAGGCUGCACUGCUACUCGGUCAUACAGAGUAUGCUGUUGUGAUUUUUAUUAACCGUAGCAGACUCCCUGCUCCCCGAGAGACAAACAUCACUACAAUGGACAUAAACGAUGCCUAAAAGCGGGAUGUCCCACUACUGCAUGUUCUUCUGUAACGUGUAUAUAAAAAUCACAAACAAAAUCUAAUCAAUAUCACCUGAAAAUAAUUACCCAAGAAAAGCAGUAUUUCUGCAAAUACUACCAUGCGAAACUAAAUGGAUUUCAGUAAAAACAAAACCAAACCAAAACCAUCUGGCUCAACAACAAAAUCAGAGACACUGCCGUGAGUCUACGCAGCACCGGGUCAUUUCUUACAAAUUUAAGCCUGGGCUUUAACCUUUGUACUGAAAUGUGUUUUGAACCCCACCGUGUGGACAAAAGGAGGUACGCUGCAGCAUCAGAAACGUUUCCCUCUUACAAGUUUAUUACUUUAGACAAACUGAGUAGUUCUGUACGUAACUAUUUGAAGAAAAUCCCAACACAUCCUUAAUAGCUGAUAAAGCAAUCUCGCCAUUAAAUACAAUAGUCUGAUCCUGAACUAGAACAAAGUUUAGAGAGCUUUUAAGAAAGGUUUAAAACACUUUGUCGAAGAUAUUUCAGUUCGAAGCCCUGUUGUAUGUAAACAUUCCCAAAUCAGAAAAAGACCUUAUGCAACUGGAAAAAAUAAACCUCCUUGUUUAAUUCCUUGCAAUGCUUACUACACCACAGACUGUUCAAAACAGAUACAAAACUGAUAAAGCAAAUUGCAAAACAGACUAGCACCCCUGUGCCCUCCUCUUCCCAACAACUAAGACAACAUCAGUCUGAAACCAUAAAGAAAUUUCAGGAGGCAAAUAGGAAAACCAUGCAGAAGCAUGUUUCCAGCUACAUUUUGCUUUCAAUUGUAAAAAUAUAGAGUAGGAGAAAACCAGCGUGAAGUAAAUGGUAAAUGUAAGCUGAGAUUAAUGCUGUUCUAUCCCAGUGAAGAACACGGCAUCUUUAAAAAGGUAUCGAGAUAGCCCAUAUGAAAAAAAUACCUGUUUUCUCAUGUGAGAAAAUUAAAGCGGGCUUUUAGCAAAAUAAAAAAUAAUGCAACAAGAUAAUUACCAAAGUUACCUGCAAAUCAAUUGAAAGUGUUCAAACACAUUUUAAAAAGACCUUUAGAUUUGAGCCUAUAAAAAGAAAAAGGCAUCUGUAGGAAACAUAGCUGAAAAAAUAAAACUUCUUCAAAUAUAAAAAGUGUUCUGCUUUCUAACAAGUUCAAGUAAAUUAACAUACAGCAACUGCAUCUGGCAAGUAACAGACGCUCGGUUCCAGCUAGCUAAAAGCCCCAAAAUAUACACAUACCACUGACGCGGCGCAACAGCCCGUGCACAGCCUUCCAGGACGGGGCCGCGUCGAAACUUCUGUCACGUGGAUACUCCUUACAAGACAGCACCCUUUUUGAUAUUAUCACAGAAAACGAAGUUUAAAAUUAACUUAUGAAGUAAAAAAAAAAAAAAAAAAAAAAAAAAAAUUAUAGAUUUUUACAUAUAUUGGAAUUACUAGAGAAGUAAAAAGAAAUCGAUGAAAAAAUGUUCAUGCAAGAUACCUGACCAGCAGUUCAGUUGACUGAAUGGAAAAGAGUAGGGGGCCUGUUCCCCUGCCGGUGUAUAGACACCGAUGUAUACGUUGGUGCAGGGCCCCUGCCUUGCCUUGCCGGGCUGGCAGACCGUGGCCCGGGCAGCCGCAGGUGCUCCAGGACAGACAAGUCGCUUUUGAGCCGCCUCACCCGUUCGCAGCGUUGGCCCAGCCGCGGCACCACACACCUGAGGGCCAGAUCCGAAGGUGGUCACCGUCACAGAGCACACCGCAACGCGCUGCAAGGGCACAGGAGAUCUGGAGCGAGCGCGGCGCGCUUUGAGCUAAGCACGGGCAGGACCACUUGCUCCAAAGGCACGUUUGCCCCAGCGGGAUGGGUGCCCACCACUCGCAGAAUGUGCUGGCCUAGGGAAGGGGCAGUCAUUGCCUCCCGAGGGACAGCGAAGGGUGAGCAGAAAAUGAGGCAUGAGGACUGCGGUUCACCUGUGGGCUUUGAGCUCUCCGUCCCCAUCCUCACGAGGGAUGGACAAAGCAUCCUGACCUCGCCAAGGGGCCCCAGCCGCAGUGCGCGCUACAGCUUGCACAUUCCCUUCAGGAGAUGGCUGCACGGUACAACACGUUUUCUGCUGUCCUUCUUCCUGCUGCCCUCUCCUGCCCCUGUUUACUCUCAACCUCAGACCCCUGUGUUUAACAUCUUUUUUUAACAUUUAAACAUCUUUCUUGUGGCAAGCGCCGCCAUCCCUCCGAACACCUGAUCACCAUGUGAGGUGGGUGUGCUUUCCCUUUCCACACGCGUGCCUGGAGGCUUGCCUGCCCUCCCCGCUGCCUGGGCUAGCUCUGUCACCUCUUGCACCCAUCUUGCUCCUCAGGUCCAGGCGCGAGUGCUAGCAACUCUAUUCAGAACAAAUGCCAAUGUGUUUCUUCUUUUUUUUUAAGACUCCCCCCAGUCAUUUUUUUAAGCAAAGCCCAGAAUUCAGCAGAUUCAUGUCCCUCAACAGCUUCUCUGGAACCCCAGCGUUCCAGUCUGGGUACGCUCCCCUGGCGGCUCCGUACUGCUCAGGCACGAGGUCACCAAAACCACUUCCCUGCCUGACGAGAGGAUGACUGGCUUCCAAACGACAGGGCAAGAGCCCUCGGCAGCGCUUUUGUAAUAGCGGUUCUGUUCUGAGGUUGUGGGUUACAGCUGUCCAUGUUCUUUCGAUAGCACCUUCACUUCCUAUUGCGCUGUAGCAAAUUCUGUAGAACUAAUCUAGAAUCAACUGCUUCCCAAUAACCAGGAGUGAAACUUUGGCCAGCCCUCCUCCCUCCUUUUCAGAAUCAGCCUGUGUGUGAUCGAUUUUCUCCAUCUUGUCUUUUGCUCAACCCUUUGAGCUCUAUAGGAUUUACAGUUUGUUUGUUCUUCACUGACAGUGUCUGGUUCUGUGAGAUUUACCGAAUAUCUGCAAACUGCACGCAUGCAGUCGUGCUCUCUGUAGUGCACCUUUCCAAGGAAGACUGCAUUUUUUUCUGAAUUUCUCUUGAACUCAAGUCAUUUUUUUGCAACCAGUUAUUAGGACCUGUGAGUUUAGCUUUCUACUGUUUCCAUGUUCUUCUCAAGCUUAUUUUGGCACAUGAUUAUUGCAGAAGGAAGAGGAAAACUGUGCCAUCAGUAAGAUUAGAGGCUUGUGAAGUUCCUUCUUUGACUGUCUCACUGUGUGCCCACAACCCUCUGCUUUAAACAAGGGGUCAUCUUUGCUCUAAGCAGACGUAAUGGCAGAGUAGCUUGAUUACAGGCAGUGAUACCACAUUUACUAAGUCCAUGUAAUGGUUAGAGCCAGCCACGUAACAGUUAGAGCCAGUUCUCAGCUGGGAACAUCAACACCACCUCCUAGCAGUUUAAUAUCUGGAGUAUAUGUAACCAUGACUAAACAAACAUACAAACCCUUAGUAGGGACAACGUCCAGUCAGCAGAGACGCUUCUCAGGGCUGCUGGUGAUUUUUCCAGUCAGUCUGAAGCUAAAUGUUGGAUGAGAUUAGAGAGAUCAUAAAUGCUUCUUCGUUUCCUUCUUUGACAUGUAGGAAGUGACUGAAAUGGUGGGUAGCGUUCGUGAUGCGUGACACAGACCCGGCUCAGGUGGUGUGCUGGAGCCUCCUCCAGGGACGUGAACGUUUAGUCUAAACAGAGUUCCCGGCGCUCCAGCUCACAUCCUGCAUUCGUCAUGAACAGGUAUGCUUAAAAACUUCAGAAACACAUUUCAUUUUUUCCAUUUAAACUUCACCACCAGCAAGAAAAAUAAAGCCAGCUUACAUACCGAGGCAUAGAAACUGUCUUAAGUUAUAAUAAAAUAUUUUGUUUGAAGAAAGAAGCUUAUGAAAAUUAUUUGGGCCUAUUUUCUCCUCUAAGCAAAAUAAAUAUGAGAAACUUAACACAUGGAAUGCACUCUGGAAAAUAUAUGUCAUCAUUUCAUAAUUACGACACUGCAAAUAACAUAGAGAAAGGCUCAGUUCCGUGCCUUAUAAAUUAUCUAUAUACCAUGCAGUGUCGAGGG